Molecule: messenger RNA, 783 nt
Organism: Suillus fuscotomentosus
Lineage: Eukaryota; Fungi; Basidiomycota; Agaricomycetes; Boletales; Suillaceae
Exons: 2
Coding region: 1-783 (260 amino acids)
Molecular function (GO): zinc ion binding; nucleic acid binding
Source: RefSeq, a predicted model, not a curated record
AUGACUCCUCCCCAGACACCAUCGCCUACCGACUCCAACGUCUCCCACCUCUCCCUACGUGAUACGUUCUAUAAACAAAACAUCAUCAACGUUGAAGACGAUGUCAUUGUAGAAACCACUCUCUUGUCCCUUGUUCACGUGAAAGAAAUAGAAAACCAACUAGCCAAGGAACCCGCGCAUAUCGCCGCCCCCAUCCUAUCCCAAAUCCACAUCAUACGAAGCACCGCCAAGUUAGAGCUCAAGCUCAACAACAUUGAGGACGAUGCCCUCAGACUAUCAUGCCAACACAUCCAGAGACACAUUCGCUCUCUCGUGAUUCAGCUUCUUCCUGGUUCUUUUAUCGGUCGCCCGCCAAGCACUGUUGCUAGCAUUGCCACCAUUGACGUACCUCCUCCAAGUCCGGUUAGAGAAGAUUCUCAACCACUACCCAUUCCCCCACCAACCAGAAUCUACGCAAGAAAAACCCGCAAGGGAACAGUCGUCCAUGGAGUGACUAAAACAAAGUCCUUCAAGGGAAAGAAGCGGGAAGUGAUCGACAUUACCCUUGACCCCUCCAUGUCCACCAUUACAACAAAACAACCCGACCUCUCUGCAGACAAUUUCAUCUGUCGCCAGUGCAAAGCACUUGGACACCGCCAUAAGAACUGUCCGCAGUACCACUGCCGUGUAUGCCAGGCCCAAGCACCAGGUCAUUUUUCUAUCUACUGUCUGUACACUCCAAAGAAGGAGCAGUUUCUGUUGGUCUACACCGACGAGGGAUUUUAUGAUGCCCUGGCUGAAUAG